AUGGCCUCGCCGGCGGGCAAUGGAUCGUCAAAAGUGACACCCUAUGAUGUUAUCAUCGGCUUCACCAACACGGAGGUAUAUCGAAUCCCUUCGAAAGGGUUCAAGGCUAGGAUGAUCACCCUGGCCGUGCUCAAUGUUGUGUCAGUUCGGCUGGCGGGAUUUCACGCUGCGUGCUCUCGGGCGCUUCUUCGAGGAGACGGACGCGGAGGCUGACCUGACUUGUAUGCUCUCAUUAUGUCGCGUUUCUGGUCACAGUUUUAUUUUCGGAAGCCUUGCAUACCUUGGCAUCACCCACCGCGAGCGACAGAGGAAUACGAGGCAAGGGUCAGACGCCUCCUAUCAGCCCAAAAGUCAACGAGCGUUCUGGUUGUUCCGUAGGGUAAGGCUGGGAGGGUUGGCGUAAUCUGCGUUUUUGAGAGAAGAUCAACGGUCUAACGCAUCGUGCUAUCUGUUGCAUAGGUCGAUCGGAGCUCUGGCAAGCUCAUCAUACCGAAUCAUCGGAUACUUGGAGCAGCGUUCGUCAUCGCGGUGGCUGUAACUUGGAUUGGACUCGCGCUGGACUCGAUCAAGGUAUUUAUCGAGCGAGGCGCGAUGCGAGACAGCUUUGGAUGGCGAGCCUUUUUGCUCAUGCCGAUGUUGUACGUGACGUGUCAAUGUCUGGAACGCCUUCUCUCUUGAGCGCAGAGCUGACCCAGAACUGAAUGCGUCAUCCUCUUCAGUGGGCACGGUUGGAUUACGGUGUGGACGAGCUUAACCACCUUCUUGAUGACGACCGACCGACACUCGACAUUCACCGUCUCGUCGACGCUUGUGAACAUCUUCUUCGUCGGGGUCUUUGUCGGUGGCUUGGGCAUGGCCAUUAUCUGCAGCUGCGUCAACUUUUCUAAAGGUCUCAAGUUCUGGAGUGCCUACCUUGCUUUCAAGGCCAGGCUCGAGAACAACGAUGCGGCAUACCCAAAUUUGCCUGCGGACGCAUACAACCUCACGUUGCAGCAAGCGACAGAAGUUCGGGCCGCUGGCGUGCGCUACUUCCGGUCAGGAGCUUACACCUUCGGACCUUGCAUCAUCCUGCCCCUCGCCAUCAUUGUCGUUGUAUGUCUACUCCCGCCCUCUCCGGGGUCCUUUUGUUCCUGUGGAGCUGAUCAGUUGAACGCGUUCACGUCGAAGAAUGUGGCCGCCCUGUUCCUCUGCCGAGUGCUACAGAAGCAGAUCGACUACAACAAAGAGCAACUCAUAUCGGCGAUCACGACCGAACAUCAGCUGACGACCUCGUUGAUGCAAGAGGCGGGUAUCCCACGAAGAUCGUCGACGGCAGUACUGAAGCGACUGAGCCUUUCGAAGGGGCUGAGCCUCUUUGAGUCGACGGCUAGUAUCGAGGACUUUAACGGCAAGAGGUUAUCCGCCUCUCAAAUUAGGCGCAUGUCCAAACUCGACGCGCGAAGCCAUUGCAAGGACAGAGCAAGGACUAUCAUUGUCCUGACACGAGCUCGGUGGGAGUUGUUGCUUGUAAGUCUACGGUGGAAAUAUCUCCCAAACGGGAUCAUUUGUGGGGUACCGGACAGGAGCUGAUCUCAUGAAGUUUCCCAUUGGCAUGUUGCAGUUUUCGAUCAAUGCUGCGGUCAUCUCCAUGUUCAUCAUCGGGAUCCUCAGCUACCUCACCAUAAUCUGCCAUGAUCUCACCAUCGUGACCGGGACGUUCAGUCGAUUCGAAUCGGCGGUCUACGUGAGUGGCUGGUUCUAUACUACGCUCUCUCUCGUCACCCUAGUCCUUCUCUUGUUCCAGGCGUUCCAAUAUAGGUAAAGGGCGACGACUUCCGUCCCAACCUUAGGAGGAGGCCUUGGAGGCGGUACAAGCUUCAACUCCGUCGGAGGGGCCAUUCCCGCUGCGCAGGCGAUGUCGGAGGCAGGUGUCGAGCCCAUCGUUCGGCCGAGCCAUUCCCGAUCCUGCUCUUUCGUACUACCACCACCCCCACUUGAUAGACGAGGCAGCGGAGGAUCGGACGUCACCGGUAGGAGAGGCAAUGUAACGCAUCUAUUCGGUCGAAUCGCCAAUCCGUGGGCCCGGAGGAACUCGUCGUUCGAUUCAACCAACACCAAGCCGGCUUUGGGUGUCAACAUGGUCGUCGAGAGAGCGGUCAGGGAGGAGAUGGCGGAGGAGGAGGUGAGCGCGACAACCUCAUCGACUGCAGAACAAGCGACAAAAGAGAAAAACGCGCCAGUCAGCGCCAGUCAAGUAUGA
This is a messenger RNA of Microbotryum saponariae, 2239 nucleotides long. The record is from the annotation of a GenBank genome assembly. Lineage: Eukaryota; Fungi; Basidiomycota; Microbotryomycetes; Microbotryales; Microbotryaceae.